GAGCGGAAGCGGCGGCCGCGCUGAGGCGAGGAAGGCAGCAUGGCCCCCACCGGCAAGAGGAGCCUGGCGGAGCUGAGCGUGGAUGAGUUCCUCGCUGCCGGGUCCGAGUCGGAGGGUGAUGGCGGUUGGGAGGAGGAGGAGGAGGAGGUGACCAGGCCCGCCAAGGGUCCGGCACAGCGGCGGCCGAGCGGGAAGGCGCAGCAGAAUGGGAAGGCCAAGCAGCAGGUCCAGGCCCCGCCGGCUGGGAGGAAGAAGGGAAAGGCAUCUGAACAUAAAGAUCAGCUCUCCCGGCUGAAGGACAAAGAUCCUGAAUUUUAUAAGUUUUUGGAGGAAAAUGAUCGCAAGUUGCUGGAUUUUGAUGCUUCAGACAGUUCUGAUGAAGAGGAGGCAUUGCACGUACCACCUGAUACACUGGAGGAAGCAAGUGAUGAAGAUGAAGACGAAGAAGAACAUGAAACGGUCAAACGGAAGAAAGUUUGUUUGAUCCCUGUGAGAUUGAAAAUGGUUGAAGAAUGGAAGAAAGCUGCAGAGAGAAAUCUAACACCAAAACUUUUCCAUGAAAUCACUCAAGCCUUUAAAGCAGCUGUAGCAACCACCAAAGGAGAUAAUGGUGGGGCUGAUCCCAGCAAGUUUCAAGUCACUGAUGCCACAGUAUUCAAUGCCCUUGUGUCCUUCUGCGUCCGGGACCUCUUCCACUGCCUGCAGAAGCUGCUUCUUCUGAAACCCCCAAAGAACAAACUAAAAGUGGUCCUCCCUUCCACCAGCCCGCUUUGGAGCAAGCUACGACUGGACAUAAAAGUGUAUCUCAGCUGUACUAUACAACUCCUGUCUUGUUUAACAGAAGCAUCAGUCGGUGUAGCAGUCCUUCAACAUGUCAACUCCACAGUGCCUUAUUAUUUGUCCUUCCCAAAGCAGUGCCGUGCACUUCUCAAGCAAACAAUUCAUUUGUGGAGCACAGGUGAGGAAACAGUGAGAGUACUGGCCUUCCUUGUGCUGAACAAGAUCUGCCGCUACAAGAAGGAGGUGUACCUAAGUCCCUUGCUCAAGCAAAUGUACAUCGCGUUUGUGAAGAAUUCCAGAUUCACCUCUCCCAAUGUCCUGCCCAUGAUCAACUUCAUGCAGCGCACGCUGACGGAGAUGUACGCCCUGGACACGCACACCUCUUACCAACACGCCUUCAUCUACAUCCGCCAGCUCGCCAUUCACCUGCGCAGUGCCAUGACCAUAAAGAAGAAGGAGAAUUUCCAGUCUGUUUAUAACUGGCAGUAUAUCCACUGCCUGUAUUUCUGGUGUCGGGUUCUCAGCACGAUCUAUCCCAGUGAGGUCAUGGAGCCGCUGAUCUAUCCUUUGACGCAGGUCAUCAUUGGCUGUAUAAAGCUGGUACCAACGGCUCGUUUCUACCCUCUGCGCAUGCACUGCAUCCGUGCUCUUACCCUGCUGUCUGAGAACACCAGGACCUUCAUCCCAGUGUUACCAUUUAUCCUGGAGGUUUUCCAACAAGUGGAUUUCAACAAGAAGCCAGGACGGAUGAGUGCUAAGCCUAUCAACUUUGCAGUGAUCUUGAAGCUCUCCAAUGUCAACCUGCAGGAGAAAGCCUUCCGAGAUGGACUCAUUGAACAGCUCUACGACCUGAUGCUUGAGUAUCUCCAUUGCCAAGCCUACAGCAUUGGGUUCCCAGAGUUGGUUCUCCCCACUGUCAUUCAGCUAAAAUCCUUCCUGAAGGAAUGCAAGAUUGCCAACUACUGCAAGCCUAUCCGGCAGCUCCUGGAGAAACUGCAGGAAAAUUCUGCCUACAUCUCCAGCAGGCGUCAGAAAGCUGCCUUCGGCGUGGCCAGCAGGGACUCUGUGGAGCAGUGGGAGAAGCAGGUCAAAGAGGAGGGGACACCUCUCACCAAGUAUUACACCCAGUGGAAGAAGCUAAGAGAGAAGGAGAUACAACUGGAAAUCAGCGGCAAAGAAAGGCUUGAAGACUUGAACUUCCCAGAAAUUAAGCGUAGGAAGCAGAAUGAAAGCAAGGAGGAAGAUAAGAAGGAAUUCAAGGACCUCUUUGACCUGGACAGUGACUCUGAUGAGGAGAAUGGUGGAUUCCCUAUAAAAGGUAAAGGCAAAGCCAAGCAGGCGUCAGACGACAGUUCAGAAGCAAGCAGCGAGGAGUACGGCGAGGAUGAUGAUGAAGAAGAAGGAAGGUAUGAAAUUGAAGAGGACGAGGAAGAAUUGGGAGAAGACGAGAGCGAUUCAGAGGAGGAAGGCGAGGAAGGUGCUGGGGCUUCCCCAAGGACACAGAAGCAGAGGAACCGCGCUCGCGGGAUGUCACGCUCCGACCUCCAGCAGCUGGCCCAAGGAGAAGAGGACAUCGUGGAGGACUUGGCUUUCUCUGAUGACGACUGAGCCCCCUCGGGACCACCCUCUCCAGGCUUCUCCCCAACGGAGCUGCUGUGCACUGGGUCACCAGCCCUCAGAACCUGUAGCUGGGGCUCACAGAGGUGGUAAGAGCUGGGGAGCACGGGGGGUGGGCUGCCACCCCCAGGUGACACCACGGACUUUCUCAGUGACGCGGCAGAGACGCUACUUGGACUCUCAGACUUUUUCUACCGGUUAUGUUUUUGUUAACAGUAAAAUUGUGGCCACGUCAAAGCCAGUAAAACUGCUCAGCGUGGGUAAUAAAAAGCCCUCAUUAAAAUCUGCUGCUUUAAAUAGCGUAGGGUUCAGUUUCAGCUCCUGCUGGAGCGGGAACAAGCUGACCACGGGGAAGGACGAGUCCUUUUGUCUAAGGGGCCUCGUGUCUGUUCAGCCCAACCACUCAAGUGGCCCCGUAUUUUCCUCUGGGGCCUUCCCCAAACCCUUCCCUUCUGCCCAGCCGUUGUUAGGGAUUGUACAGGGUGUUUCAGAGCUUUGUAUUGUGGCUGCAAACGAAGCCUUGAUCAGCACCACCAGGAGCAGCUCAGUCGGUUCAAUCAAGCUGGAUGUAAGUCUGCUAAAGAAGGUAACUUUAAGUAAGUGCCUUAGGACAUGGAGGGGAGAUGAGAGGGAGGUUGUACAGGCAGAAAGGAGUAAGAAGAGGCAAAAAUAAUAACGUAGGAAACAUCAUUUCGUGUUGUGGGGGCUGUUGGGUUUGCACGGGAUACAUUUGUUUAGCAAAAACAAGGGAUAAGCCUGAGUCCGUGCUUUUAACAGCCCUGUCGUUAUCCAGUGACAUAAAAUGGCCUCUUUCUAGGGCCAGUCCCAGCUGCUGCUGCUGGUGGUGAUCACAGCUGAGUUCUGUGAGGCCUGAAAACAGUAGUGGUGAUUUUUAUGGUUAUAUCAUCUCAAAGCCAACCAUGGCAUCCCCUGGGCAGGUUCUGGAUGCAGCUCGUUGUGUCUCUUCCUGUAGGAGCGGAGCUUGAGGGAGGACACGGUGUAGCUCAAGGUGGGUAAAGGCAACUUGUGAUCCCCUGGGGAAAUACAAACAGCUUAUCUCUUGAGACCCGUUAGUUUGCAGGACUGGCUGCUAGGAAACGUGUUUCUUUGGAAAAAAAACUGGAAACAGAGGGCAUUUGCUAAGAAAAAGCUAAGUAGUUAAGUAUUUAUUUAAGUAAAGUAUUGCUGGGAAAAGUUAAGUAUUCUUAGGGCGUAUCCGACAGAAUCACUCCUGAGUUAAAUGUGGCUGCCAAGAGCAUUGGUAUUUGUUAAUGCAGAUUUUUUUGGGGGGGGACAGAAGACACAAGGGCCAGGACUAAAUAUGAUCUUUAUUCUUCUCUGCCACCACUCAGUAGGUGUCUGUCAGCACUAGGGGUGGCCAGGCCACCUGCACAGACACGGUCAUCUCCGCCGCCUUCUCCUGCCCACCACGGGACAAGGUGCCUUUUUUAAGAAAAACAUCUUAAAAGAACAAUCUUCUUCCUUUUCUUUUUAAAGUUUUAUUUUCAUGGAGUCAGAAGAACCACAGCCCUAUUGCAGGUAAACCCCCCCCGUGUGCUGUGGCCUGGCUGGUGGUCUCCCUCUCACCCACACGUGUCCGUGAUAACUCAGGGUAUGUCAAGAGGUAAUUAAGCUCUUCCCGUCCUACACCAAGUACUGCUCCUUUCCUGCUUCCAGACGUCGUUACCGCACAGGUAAUUAGUGCAGUAGCACACUGGUGUGGGGUGUUGGCUUCAUUCCAUUAGGGCUUUUCAGAGCUUAGUGGCAGGAAUAGGGAUAGAAAGUCUUUUUUUUUCCAGCUCCCCUUACCUGCCCUUCCGAGACACGCACCCGGCUCCCCGUCAUCCCAUAAGGAGGAGGAAAUAACCACAGAAAUUAGUAAUUUGGGUUUUUAUUAUUAACAUCAUCAUUAUUGUAAUUACUCUCAUCAUUUAUAGCCCACUCUGAGGAGGCGAAAGCACCUGAUGCUUCAUUAGGGCUUCAGGAGGGCUCAAGAGUUGAGGUUCCCCACAGCUGGUGAAGCCCCAUGUCUUCAGGAAUUGCACAUGGGAGACCAGGAUACAACUGCAAAGAUGAGAAUUUUAAGGCCCUAACUCUAAGGAAAAGGUUUUAACUUACCUUGUCUUCCAAAAGAGAAAGGAGUUCCUUUUCCUCCUUUCUCCACCUGGGCUGGGGAGGUGCUGGCUGCCUUUUGCCAGCUCUGAACCCACCCUCGGAGCGGCUCCAACAGCUCCCAGGCCCCAGGAGCUGCAGCCCCACAGAGGGAAGGACAGGAGACAUCUGGGUGAAGGACCCCUCCCAAGGAGCUCAGGAAGCCAGGUACCAUUUGUAAAUUAAGUGUUUUUUCUUUUUUUAUUUAAAUUGAUUGCUGGAAAGCAUUUUUUUUUAUCGUGAUGUGAUGGAUAAUGACUUUUUUUUUCUUUUUUUUUUUACAAUAUAAAGAAGCUAAUGUACCACCAAGCUAUUUUGUAAGAAAAACGGUAGCACGUGCAACGUUUAAACAAAAAAAAAAAAAAAAAGGGAGGGGAGGGGGG
Calidris pugnax (ruff) is the source of this 4931-nucleotide messenger RNA. It is a transcript of the gene NOC2L, whose product is annotated as NOC2-like nucleolar associated transcriptional repressor. The transcript is spliced from 19 exons. Bases 40 to 2388 code for a protein of 782 amino acids. Gene Ontology annotation, biological process: negative regulation of transcription by RNA polymerase II; ribosomal large subunit biogenesis. NCBI's taxonomy places the organism in Eukaryota, Metazoa, Chordata, Aves, Charadriiformes, Scolopacidae. The record is from RefSeq and is a predicted model, not a curated record. Gene Ontology annotation, cellular component: Noc1p-Noc2p complex; nucleolus; nucleoplasm. Gene Ontology annotation, molecular function: transcription corepressor activity; histone binding.